Messenger RNA from Acytostelium subglobosum LB1, 1248 nucleotides. RefSeq lists its product as hypothetical. The record is from RefSeq and is a predicted model, not a curated record. NCBI's taxonomy places the organism in Eukaryota, Evosea, Eumycetozoa, Acytosteliales, Acytosteliaceae. The coding region runs from base 1 to 1248 and encodes 415 amino acids. The transcript has 2 exons.
AUGACUGGUUACAAGGAAGAAGCUCAAUCAAACUUUAGUACAAUUGAUCAAAUCACUAACCAAUUUGAUCGGGUUCGUCUGGUGAUCAAGCAGGUGGAGGAUAGUAUCAAGGCACCAGUGUUGGAGCAAUUGGAGCAUGCUAGACCAACGAUCAAUUUCUUGAUGAACGAGAUCACACAUCUCUUGGCCACAAUACACUCUUCACCUCAAUCAAAGGACACUUAUAUACCAAUUGACGAUAUAUGUGGUAUGAGACGAUUGGUCGACUCAAUUGACGAAUGUGGAUCGAUUGAAACAUACAUCACUCAGGAUUUCCCAAAGAAGGACAUUGCCGACGCCACCCAGCCUGACCCCUGGCCUCUGAUCUUCGAACAUGUUCGAGACCCCAGCAUGCUGCAUAAGGAGCACGAGCCUCCCAAGCCACACAUUUGUCUCCAAGUCGAUGAAGGACGGUUGUCUGCCUUCAAAAUGAAAAUCAAGGGACUGAUCAGCUCAUGCUUUCAUACACACCAUCAGAGCAGCGAGGAAGUAGUGUUCGCCUCGUCAACAUCAACAACUGGCUCACAAGAGUCAUCUGGAUGUGCAUCACCAUCUUCUUCACAUGGCAACAUUAAGGUCUCACCGGCAAUGGUGAAGGACGCCCCAGCAUCGUCAUUCUCGUUGUCAUCACCAUCUCCAUUACCUGACAUUGCCUGCGAGGCUAUCUAUUCAUAUCUGCCAACAGUUGGCACGCCUAGUUUAGUUGGACCCUCAUUGGAGAAGGUGCUACCAACAGUGGUGGAUAAGGAUGAAGUGUGGACUCAUCCAGACCUGUCCACAUUCAAUACCUUUGGUGAUCGGACCGAGAAACAGACGACCCAGCCCAUUCUAUCUAUCAAUCAAUUGGUGACCCAAUCAAUCGAUAUUGAACCACCCAAUCAUACACCAAUCACUCUAGCACAUGUACACGUUCAACUGGACACCACAAUGGUAUCAUCAUCGUCGUCGGUCAUCGAACCAGUCGUGCUACCACCACUCAACAACGAUUCACUAUUUGAUUGGAUACGCUCUUUCCAAGAUAUGGAUAUAGAGUCAAGUGAUGUCCUGGCCAAGUCGUUGGAGUCUAUGGGCAUCAACUCUGUUGCAAUGGCACUAUGGGCACAUCAAAAAACAAACAUAGAUAUUCAAACAAUAGAGAAUGGAUGGACAAUAAUCUAUUUGAAUGGAUUGGAUUGGCUGGAAUUCACUCAGGCAAAGUCGAUCAGAUAA